This is a messenger RNA of Pungitius pungitius (ninespine stickleback), 995 nucleotides long. RefSeq lists its product as uncharacterized. Gene Ontology annotation, cellular component: membrane. Bases 182 to 799 code for a protein of 205 amino acids. NCBI's taxonomy places the organism in Eukaryota, Metazoa, Chordata, Actinopteri, Perciformes, Gasterosteidae. The transcript has 4 exons. The record is from RefSeq and is a predicted model, not a curated record.
UCAGCAAGUUAAUGGAUAAACUGAGCCCGCAGUAGCCUGCGGCCCGGAAGAUGCACACGGGUUAGGGAAGUCUGUCAGAUUUCAGAAAAGGGUGCCAUACAAAGACUCCCGGCCGGACUCGUAUUUUCGACAUAAAGUCCACGAGCUCGCAGUGUCGCUUUUGAGCGGGGGGAAGCCGGAGAUGGACAGACACCGGUACCUGACGUUCAACCAGAAGCGCGUUCUCCUCCACGGGAUCCUCCAGCUGGCUGCUGCGGGGAUUUGUGUGGUGUGUGGAUUCAUAGACGCUGUUUUCCGCAACGAUACCCAGCUGAGUGCAAGCAGGACACCAGUGUGGGGCGGACUGGUGAGCCACUGCAACGUCUCCAAUAGUUACAUACAGGUUAUGACCACCCCGGGUGUACUGGCACUGUUUGCCUCCCAACGGAAGAACUCUUUACUGGUGAUUGUGAUGGUGGUAGCAGCCGGACUCUCCUGUGUGGCAGCAGCGUUUGUAUCAGGUUACGCCUGUCUGACACUCACUUAUGGGGAAGAGGACCAAGAGGUCUUCCACCAGCACGACAGUCCUCGAGUGACGUUUGUGCUUCAUCGGAUGGUGAAGGGGGCCAAUGCCACCAUCCUGCUGACCUGCACCAUCUGCCUAGCUCUCUCCUCUGUCAUCGCCUUCGUGGGCUGCCGCAGUCUUCCCUGCUGUGGCUGCUAUGAUGCUAGAACCGGAUUGGUAAAGAAGAAGGGCUUUAAAAUGACUAACUGUUGCUAUGCCUGUCUGUCUCCACUGCACAUCUGCUGUUUGCGCUAAUGCAUUCACCACAUAAGUCAAGUGGUUUUGUUUCAUAACAGAAAAAAACUGCUUGGUGGUUAGUGUUACCUUUUAGCUAACUAGUUGAUUGAGCUAAUGUUGGCUCCCUGAGUUGGGCAACGAUGAUUUUAAAUGGGCACAUGUCAUUGUAAAAAACUAUGGCUAAAGCAUCAUUCCUCUCCAACCCAUUCCACGU